AUGAAAUUGCCGAAGAGUGACAUCCCCGAAACGGCACCUAUAACAGCCGCAACAUUUGGCGGUAGUGAUGAAAGCGAUAAAAACGAAGACAAAAUGACACGAAUUCAGAGUGAAUCGACGCUGAUCAAUACAACUGUCAUGGAGCAGAUAUGCUAUUUGGGAUGUGCCAAAAUCAACAGUCCAAGUAGUGAAUCUGAAAUGGUGAAGAUUAUGCAGUUGUUGAAUAAGGAACGUGCGCAGAAUCCGAUUGAUGUGGUCCUAUCGAUUCCAGAUUCAGCUUUGGGAAUCGUUAGAAUGUUCGACGGGAGUACCAAAACAGAAAUGGUCAACUUUCCGGUGCAUCGAAUUCGUUUCUGUGCGCGCGGUCAAUUGGAAUCAGCCGAAAAAGAAUGCUUCGCGUUGUCGUUCACCCAACAAAACGCUACUGCUACCGAUCCAGCGCUUCAUUACUGUCACGUAUUCAGAUGUCAACUUCCCGAAGCUGCUGGUAAAGCACUGUUGUGUUUCGCGAAUGCAUUCCGUAAUAACGAUAUUUCAAACAAGCAAUCACAAUCGACAACACCAAAAAUACGACGGCAUUCGUCGUCGAAUCGAACAAGUAACGAUGAUGCGUCAAGUCUAGAAGGUAUUUUCACAUCGGCCACUGAAGAGGACUAUCAAUUUGAUGCAUUUCUGGAAAUGAAGGAAGAAGAUCAAAAGAAAGGAUUUACGAUGUGUCCACAAGAAAAGAAAUGUUUCAAGCUGAGGCGUGAUCGUGAGAAACGUGUUUUGGUCGUAUUACAGCAAACAGCUGGACCCAACAUUCUGGCUGUGAAAAAAUGUUUUGGUAUGUUGUUGGCGGCAGGAAGGAAUCUACGUCAAAGCGAUAUGCAUUUGCUCGAUAUGCAAUCGAUGGGUCGUGGUAAUGACAGUCGAACGUACAUUAUCGAAGCGAUCUGGGAUCCGCAUGCACAAAAUUUCGAAGUGCUUAACACAGAGACACCAAGAGAAACACGAGUGUUUAUGACGGUUGCGGUCGAUGUGAUUUUGACGGGGAUCAACGAACCGGUUCGUUUCAAUAUCGAGUGCAAGGCACGUAUCUUCCAUGAGCAUGAAAGGUUCUGGUAUGUCACAAGGCGACCAAUCGUCGAGAAGUACUUCCUCACUGUUAAGGUGUGUUUUUGUAUUUUGCGUUUUGUUCAGCCAUUCCUGUUUUUGUUUUUGUUUCGAUGUCAGUCCUUUGUGGUGAUGGCAUGUGAAGAAGAUGAACCAACCUCCCAACUUGAAUCGAAUGGUGCUAGACCAAACGGAUUACAAUUUGUUGAAGUGCUCUCGCUGAAAGUGAACAGAUCGUCUGGAUUUUUACGCGUUGCAUCUGGAUUUCUAAUUUAUUGGACACAAGUGUUGAGGAUUUUUUCGAUAACAUUCGAAUGUAUUGACAAAUCAAUAUUUGAGGUGGUUCGUUUCGAGUCAGUGACAGAACGGGAACGCAUCAAUACGCGACUUUCAUUAGGUCGAUCUCCCACAAAAAUGCCAACUCAGUUGAUACAACCAGCUGAUGAGGAUGAAUCUGACAGUGAUGAACCGUUAUUGUCUGGAUCGGGUGAUGUGAACCGCGAAUGUUCAGAGGACGUUUUGAGUGCUUGGUCGAAGGUUAUGGAGGAAUGGAAGAAUGAUCCUGAGGGCUCUCGUCCUGAGGGCUUAGCUGAUUUGAUGCGUAAUGGAGUACCGGAUAUUUUACGCGGAGAAGUAUGGCAGUACUUAGCAAAAGUGCAAAUCGAUCCUGAUUUAACGCAGACGUAUCGUUUGCUUCUUGGAAAAGAAUGUCCAUCGGAGCAAGUGAUUCUGCGUGAUAUUCACCGCACGUUCCCAGCCCACGAAUACUUCAAAGAGGCGGGUGGCGAUGGGCAAGAAUCUUUAUUCCGUAUCAGUAAAGCUUAUUCACUGUAUGAUGAAGAAGUGAGCUAUUGUCAAGGAUUGUCCUUUCUUGCUGCUGCCCUUCUUCUUCAUAUGCCUGAAGAACAAGCGUUUUGUACAUUGGUGAAAAUAAUGUUUGAUUACGGGUUACGUGAUCUGUUUAAAUUAGGAUUUGAUGUACUUCACCUCAGAUUUUAUCAACUUCAGCGGUUAACUGAGGAUUAUAUACCCGAUCUGUUUGCUCAUUUCUAUGAUCUCGGUGUUGAGACGCACAUGUAUGCGUCUCAAUGGUUUCUCACUUUGUUCACUGCCAAAUUCCCUCUGCAGAUGGUCUACUUUAUUGUCGAUCUUUUUUUGAGUGAACGUGAGAAUUUGCGAUUGAAAGAAACAAUACUGCGAUUGGAGCGUGAAAAUGACGACUUGGCGCAUGAACUGGUGACGAGCAAAAUUGAGUUGAGAAAAAACUUGGACACUGCUGAGGAUAGCGUCGAGAGUUUGACAGGCCAAUUGGAGCGAUGCACUCGAGCGGCGAAAGAUCUUGAAGAUGAAAAUCGCAAUCUUCAUGGAGAAUAUGAACAAGUGAAAGAGAUGUGUCGAAGAGAAGUGCAACGAUUGGAAUGUGAAGCAAGUCGUUCGGAAGGAAUUAUUUCCAAUUAUAAGCAGAUAUGUUCUGAUCUUAGUCGUCGUUUGGAAACGCAACAACAGACAUUCAAAGAACAGAAGAAGCAACUUGCGACAAAGAUCUCCGAGUGUGAAAAAUGUGCAUUGAUUCUGUCUGAGUUCGAUGAUUUCAGUGCGAGUCCUGCGAAAAAAUUAUCUCCAACAGAAGAAAAUGGAUGUGGAUUGAGAGCAAUUGAAUUGAUUGAUAAACUUGAAGAGCGUGAACAGCACAUCAAACAAAUCGAAUUGGAACUGGCACAGACAAAACUCGCGCUUGUUGAAGCACAGUGCCGUAAUCAGGACCUGAGUCAUCAGAUGAAUUCAACAACAGCCAACAGCGAUACAGAAAAUAAACAUGCGGCUUGGUUCAAGAAGACAAUCUCGUCAAUCAAAGAAGUGGGCACCUCACUAAAGCAAACUCAUGAACGGAAUUCCAGUGUAUCGAGUUCUGAACGAUUCUGA
This is a messenger RNA of Anisakis simplex (herring worm), 3018 nucleotides long. The record is from the annotation of a GenBank genome assembly. NCBI's taxonomy places the organism in Eukaryota, Metazoa, Nematoda, Chromadorea, Rhabditida, Anisakidae.